This is a messenger RNA of Aspergillus vadensis CBS 113365, 5133 nucleotides long. RefSeq lists its product as uncharacterized. Bases 1 to 5133 code for a protein of 1710 amino acids. Lineage: Eukaryota; Fungi; Ascomycota; Eurotiomycetes; Eurotiales; Aspergillaceae. The transcript is spliced from 3 exons. Gene Ontology annotation, molecular function: protein binding. The record is from RefSeq and is a predicted model, not a curated record.
AUGCCUUUCCGAAAGCACCUGAAAGAAUUAAAGGCGACUCUCCGUCCACCAAAAAGCUCCAGCCUGAAUGUUUCUCAAGAUACAAGUACUGCAUCGCUGGUUUUGCACAAGACUCCAGUCGCUAAUGCGAGUUCUACGAACACUCCCGAUCCUGUCCCUCUGAAGCUUGAAGGUCUGUGGAAAAAGGCUUACUCGGACCUCCGAAAUAAGAACCCAGACCUUCUUGUGCAGUACGAGACGAUCCUUCUUUCUAACACAGAAUCGGACAGCUUGCACCAUGAGAGUCGAGUAGAAAAUCAUGACAUUGAUCCUCGACUCGAGUCUUGUGUAAAAACACGUCUCGAAGCAAUUCAAAAGUCACGGCUCAAGAUAUACAUCAGAGGAAAAGAAAUUGAGGUCAGAAAACAAGUGCGUCGCGUCGUCGGGGGGAUUAUGUCAAUGAAGGACAUUAUUUCCGCCGCAGUGAGCGCAGAGUUGCAUGCCUCUAUAGCAUGGGCGGGUGUUUUGUUCCUUCUAGAUCCGCUGGCCAAAUCAUUCCAUCAGAAUGAGGACGCCUUGAAUGGGUUUCAGGCUGUAUCAGACCUGAUGAUCCGAUAUGCAUUUUUGGAGAAGAGUCAGACCAGAAUCUAUAUGAAAUCCGGCUCUAAAGUAGCCGAAUCGGCUCAGCAUCUUGCAGAGCUGGUGAGGUCCAAGACAGUCGAGUUAUAUGUUCUUAUACUGGAGUACCACAUCUGUCUUGCCACUCACUUCAGUCAUUCAGGGUACACGCGAUUUUUAAAGGACUGGGUAGAUUUUAAUAAGUGGCGCAACCUGCUCGAGUCGAUAACGAGUCUUGAUGGGAAGAUUCGCCAGAAUUUGACAUUAUUCGCUGGCGACGAUAUCCAAAAGAUGUUCAAGGAAUUGGAGAAAUCACAGCAGAAUGUGAUGACCACACUCUCUGUGUUGAAGGAAAGUUUCAAGGAGGCCAAACAAAAGGAACUUCUCGAGAAACUUCCAGUGGUCUCGAAGGCAAAAUAUGGAUCCUUCGACGAUGGAAACAAAUCAGAAUGCCUCGAGGGCACGCGGACGGAGAUACUUCAUGAAAUUCAGUGCUGGGCUGAGUCUCCGGAUGAUUCUCAGGUGUUCUGGGUUCGAGGAAUGGCAGGAACCGGCAAGUCUACAAUCUCCCGUACCUUUGCCGCUGCGUGCCAGGAGCGCAAGUCACUUAUUCCUCAUGGACCCUCUCUUCCGGUGCACCUCUAUCUCGGUGCCAGUUUUUUCUUUGAUAGAAGUGAGCCUGGGCGCAACACCGUUGAGAAGUUGUUUCCUUCUGUCUCCAACGAGCUAGCAUCAUCAUUCCCAGAUUCGAGACACAAGAUAUGCCAAGCAAUCUCCGAGAACCAAUAUAUCGGCACUCAGAAUUUGCGCAACCAGUGGCACAAGUUGAUUCUAGAGCCACUUUUGACACUUGAAAAGGAGCUACUUCUACCUGUGACACUAGUAUUGAUGCUAGAUGCACUCGAUGAGGCCGUAUCUGCGGACCCUGAGGAGGCCGGGAAACCGGCCCAUGAUAUUGGAGGCGUCCUGAGGCUUCUGGCCACAGCUGGCAAGCUGAGAACUAUUCGGCUGAAGAUAUUUCUCACCAGCAGGCCAGAAAUAUACUCUCGGUUUUCUCAUUUUCUUUCUGGAGAGGUCAGUGUCAGAGACUUCGAACUUCGAAAGACCCCAAUGACGUCUGAGGCGGCCAAACUUCCAAAAGAUGACAUAACCUUGUAUCUGGAGCAUCAAAUCAAAGAAAUUGCAUCCCAUGCCACCAUCGACAAUCCUAAGUGGCGUGUGAAGUCUACCUGCUGGCUCAGUCAGGAUGAUGAAAAGAGAAUUGUCCGCACUCUCGCGGAUAAAAGCGAUGGCCUGUUCAUUUAUGCAGCUACCGCAUGUCGUUUCUUGGAUGGGGUAGACGACUUGGAAGAUUUGCAAGCACGUAUGCGAGAACUAUCUGCAGACGACUCGGGAGAAUCACCACAGGAGAUUUUGGAUCGAACAUAUAGUCAGAUUCUGAAGUAUUCUGUUAUUCACAGCUGCAGGAAAACGAAGACUGAGAAAGCCGAUUUCUUUGGGCUUUUUAAACGGAUAAUUGGGGCCGUUGUUGUCCUAGCCGAACCUCUCUCGAUUGCACCUCUCGAAGACCUUUUGGAUUUGUCUGGAAAGACAACAAAAAUUCGAAGGUUAUUGACUAGUCUGAGCUCUGUUGUCUCGUUUGGGGAUGAUUUUCAAUUACCUAUCCGAUUGCUACACUUGUCCUUUCGCGAAUUUCUUCUAGGUCAGCCUCAAAGGAGAUGCCUUUAUGACGAAUUCUGCAUUGACCCAAGAGAGGCCCAUAAGGCCUUGUUUACAAGCUGCGUAAGGAUUCUGUCGAGUACACUGAAGCAGGACAUUUGUUCUCUCGAUGACCCAUCCUUCUUGGUUAAAGAUAUUGAUACAUCUUUGCUGGACCAAAAUCUUCCAGUCUCCGUGAGAUAUGCUUCCCAAUAUUGGGCGCACCAUCUCCAACAAGCCGGUUUCGAGCCGCUUGAUAAUGACUGCGUGCACGAGUUUCUCAAGAAGCAUUUCCUGUACUGGAUCGAGGUCAUGAGCCUUCUUCGAAUAAUACCGAAAGCAACUUUCAUCAUCAUCGAGCUUGAACGUUACCUUGCUGUGUUGCCGACCGAAAGGAGAGCCGGGCUUCAAGAUAUGGUGUUUGACAUGAAGCGUUUUAUGCUCGCGUCCAAGACCGAAAUCGAAAACGCCCCUCUUCAAGUCUAUCGUUCUGCACUUAUUCUCUCCCCAAAACAUAGCAUUUGCCGGAAUACAUUUCAGUGUUUAAUCCCACGAACAUUUUCCAGGCUGCCUGAAAUGAAAGACAAAUGGGAUCCUCUGCUUCAAGAACUCGAUAACAGAGAAUCUAGCAAUUGCCUAGCCAUAUCUUCGGAUGGGCAGACCCUUGCUGUGUUGUGCGGGUCCUGGAAUUGCCACAAGAUCAGAUUAUGGAAUCUAACUACAGGAACAUCGCUAUAUACGAUCGACUGUGGUGGGAAUUCAGACUUUAUUAUGUUUCUUCCUGACGACAAGCACAUUCUUUCCUUCUCUGAGGGUUUGGAGGGUGUCCAAGUAUGGGAUAUAGGUUCUGGGAUGUUGCUCAGAAAAAUCCUUCUCACGAAGGACGAUGCCACCAAUGGCGUAUGCUCGGUACAGCCUCUUAAUUGGUCAUUCUCAUCUCAAGGGUGUCUAGCAGCGGUAUACCCUGGUAGAAUGACUAUUGGUUUGAUCUAUGCAGCACAAGGGACACAGAAGAUGAUUCAUGUUUCUACAACUGUGAAUACCAUCGCAUGGUCUGCAGAUGGAGCCACCUUGGCAGUAGCUCUGAAUGAUGGUAGUAUAAUAUUUUGGGAUACAAGUGAGUCCGAUUUCAUACUAUCGCUGAGCCAAUAUUCAGGGAUAGGGAAGGACUUCAAGAUGACAUUCUCCGCCAAUGGUGAAUUGUUAACACAAACAUUAUUGGAUGACUAUGUUUUAAUCCGGCUAUGGGAAUGGAGGACGAAGACUUCGUUGGUGGAGAUAAUCGAUGAUUCACUAGAGUGGAGAGAUUGCCAGUCCUUCGGCUCACACACCCUAAUGCAUUUCUCCCCAAGCGAAAAACUUAUAACAACCUGGCAUCUUCUCACACAGCUUCAGAGGUGGGACAGCGAAACUGGCCAACGUUUAUUGACAGUUUGUACGCCCAACCCGGUAUGGUGCAUCGGUAAACUAUCGCCGAACGGGAAACAGUAUGUUGUUGCAUGGAAACAAGACUCUGGCAAACCUAUCACCGAGCUUCUCGAUUCAGCAACAGGCAAGCUUUUGACGAUCCUUAGAAGCACCACGCAGCACUCGGGCUUUGUUUUCAGUUCGGAUAGUCGAAUUCUUGUAUCCGUUAAUUUCAAAGGCAUAAUUCAAGUUUGGGAUUUAUCUUCAGAAAUGAGACCGGAAGAGCAUGCAGCUCGGCUAGACCCUGUAUGUGGACUCGCCUUGUCUCAUGACCAUCAAUUUGCACUCUCGGCAUCCAUAAGCCAAAUUUGUCUCUGGAACAUCAGAACUGGCUCCCUUCUGCGGGUAGUGAAAUAUACAGACACUGAAGGAUUUGCUGAGAUUCUUGGGCAAGUCAUGAUCAGGGACUAUAAAGGACCGAUUUUAACAAAUAUAAAGACGGCAAUGGAGGGAACGAACACCAAUGAGCUUUUCGAUGACCUCAUCGCAGACCUUUUCCAAGGCCACUUUCAUGGUGAUCAAGUAAUGGAGAUCAGUUCAGACGGCAGGCUUUUUGCAAGACCUUGGCUCUUACAUUGCAAAGAUGAUUUCCGCAUCACAGUGUGGGAUAUAAUAACUGGAAACGUGGUUUCCGCCAUUCCUCGCGGUUACAACGGAACUCCCUGUUCGUCAUUCUCUCCUGACGGUAGGCUUCUCGCAAUUGGUCAGAAAGAUAGGGAUUCCAGAGCAAUAACCCUUGAAGUAUGGGAUGUAUUUGACGGGAGAUAUCGACAUCAAUGGAAUACGGGUCUCGACGAAGAAUUGAAUGAUAUGAAGGUUAUCUGGUCCGCCGACGGGACGAAAGUGGCAAUCAACUGCUUCAUGAACGUGUGCGGGCAACACAACCACCCCGCCGGUACUUUUAUGUGCGAUUUGGCGACAGAUAAAACAGUCCUUUUGGAGAAUCUGGGGGUUCGUGCUGCACUCUCCCCAAAUGGAAGGCUGGUUGUUACUAUAGAUAGUGAUGAAAGAAGCCUCUCCUUGUGGGAAAUAGUUGAAGAUAAUCUAACUCUGCUUGGCAAGCGCACCGACAUGAACUUGAAGUGGGACAUUAUUGGAUCAGAGAUAUUGGAAUUCGAAGGCGAUGAGGUGGUUGUUACAAGUGAAAGUCGAAUUGAUGUUGAAUCAUUUUUGCCAAAUUGGGACUCGACGACCAGUCGGCAGAUACAGGUAAAGGACCACUCAAUUAUUUAUGGGUCGGAAAGAGUCUUCCUUCCCCUACAUUAUAGACCGCGUGAUGUGAUUGUAACGAAAGAUAAUGUUUUGGUUAUGAGGAAUGAGUCUGGUGAGGUUACGUUUUGGGAGUUCGCAGAUGAGAAGGCAGAGAGUUGA